ACCCAAUCCUUGCUACCUUCCCAUUCUGAUAACGAUAAAGCUGUGGAACAGGGGUUAUUCUGCUAUCGUAAAGUGACAAUUCGGCUUCAGGUUCCUGAAAGACUUCCUGUGCGAAUCUUGAACAACUACUUCUGUACUGCUGCACUUACCUCUUCUGUUGAUUUUCCAUUAGAUGAGCAGCCAAGCAAUGUUUCAACUAAAACACCUUGCUCUACGAAUUGGCUGUCCUUCCUAUCAACAUCCAGAUCACAUCUGUCUACCAAAUCAACCUUUUUUUCCUCGGGAUCUUGUUGGAACAACGGAGAGAAGCUUGAUGCGAUUCCGCAAUCAUCGUCUAUUAGCACCAUAUCGCUGUCCUCCUCUUUGGUCCUUUUCUCCGGAGGAUGAUCAUUCCACUUUUGAGGCUUAGGCGGAUUCAUCGGACCUGGUAAAACAUCUUGGAUGUCGUUGGUUUCUUCUUCUUCAUCCAACCGAUUCACAGAAUCCGGUCGAACGCGUUUGAGCGAUUCACUGACAAAGUCAUCCCCGCAUUGAGAAAUCAUGGUCAGUGCAUCCGCGACAGUUUUCACGCUGUUAAUGAAGGAUGUCUCUUCCGGAGGACAGUUUUCUUCUUUCUGGCCUUCGAAACGUUUUUCAAAUGGAGAGCAAGCCGUGCAGAUAUAGUGUACAAUAGGGGAGGUCCCAACAGCUGUCAGACUCACACAUCGCCUCGAAUCCGAUAUUUUCGCUCCACAAGAGGGACAAAAGCGAAAUAGCUCUAGUAGCUGUUUUCCUUUUAUGACAAAAGGUUGAUCAAGCAGCUUGGGGUCUGUCUCAUUCAGUUCGGGAAAGGCUUGGGAAUCUGUUGACGAGUCACAUGGAGUUGUCAUUAACUCUAUUAAUGAAUUCUUGGACGAAGAUGACGGUUGGUUUUCAUCACAUUCAGCAGUUCCAUACAGAUCAUUGGUCGUUUGGGUCGUUUCCUUUGCUUUAGCAUUCUUAAUGCUGUCCACGGAGAAGCUACCAAGGGAGAAUUUCCCUUUUUGA
Molecule: messenger RNA, 1026 nt
Organism: Haemonchus placei
Lineage: Eukaryota; Metazoa; Nematoda; Chromadorea; Rhabditida; Trichostrongylidae
Source: the annotation of a GenBank genome assembly